Molecule: messenger RNA, 5494 nt
Organism: [Torrubiella] hemipterigena
Lineage: Eukaryota; Fungi; Ascomycota; Sordariomycetes; Hypocreales; Clavicipitaceae
Source: the annotation of a GenBank genome assembly
GCCAGUUAUCGCUAACCUGCAUCCGUGCACCGCUGCAGCUGUUGCUCUCCGGGAGAGGAUUGGUUGUUUUCUUUAGAUGCAUUUCUGCCGGUAACGCCCACGAUGCCUCUCAUUGACGACGGCUUCGAGGCCCUGCUCGAGCCCUUUUACAACGGCAAAAAGCUGACGGAUCCCGUCUCGACAAAGGACGACAAGUUUCAGCUCUUGCCCGCAUUUCUAAAGGUCAAAGGUAUGUUUAUUUGUCUUGGAAAUGGUUAAAAAUACCGGCAUACUAAUUUAUGUUCUGUCACCAGGUCUCGUUAAACAGUAUGUCGCUUCCAAACAUACAACUACACCAACGCUUCGGCCACUGACUCAUCCCACAGGCACAUUGAUUCCUACAACUUCUUCGUCGAGCACGAGAUCAAGGAGAUUGUACGCGCCAAUCGCACAAUUCGAAGUGAUGUUGACAGCAACUUUUGGCUAGAAUUCACUGAUAUCAGAGUCGACCAACCCCGACGACAAGACUACAACGAUGCCAAAUCAAGAUCAGAGGUUACUCCUAUGGAGUGCCGUCUGCGAGACAUGACCUAUGCCGCCCCUAUAUUAGCCGAUAUUGUAUACAUCCGAGACAAGCAAAAGAUUGUUCGUCGCGGCGUUCCGCUUGGUCGCAUGCCCGUCAUGCUGCGAAGUUCGAGAUGCAGACUGCACGGUGCUACAAAUGCCCAGAUGGACAUGAUGAACGAAUGCCCGCUCGAUCCUGGUGGUUACUUCAUCAUCAAUGGUACCGAAAAGGUUAUUCUUAUCCAGGAACAGCUCAGCAAGAACCGUGUUAUUGUCGAGGCUGACGAGAAGAACCACGUCAUCUCCGCAACUGUCACCAGUUCUACGCACGAACGAAAGUCCAAGACGAACGUUACACUCAAGAAGGAUCGUAUUGUUUUGACGCACAACAUCCUUGUCGAAGGCAUUCCCAUUGUUAUCGUUCUCAAGGCGCUGGGUGGAUUGUCUGAUUUCGAAAUCAUCCAAUUGGUAGCUGGUGGAGAUGGCCGUUAUCAAGACGAAUUCAUUGUCAACUUUGAUGAGGCUGCCAAGGCUGGUGUCUAUACACAGCAUCAGGCUCUCGAUUACAUUGGUGCAAGAGUAAAGAUGGGCUCAAGACGGGGUCAAUUUGGCCCUCAGAUCCGUCGCAACAACGUGGAAGAGGGUCUGGAUGCGUUGGCAAACCUCAUCAUCGCUCACGUUCCUAUUGAAGGUCUUGACUUCUAUCCCAAGGCAAUUUACGUCGCCAUGAUGACGAGAAAGGUCCUCAUGGCUUCCCAGGACAGCAAGCUUGUCGACGAUCGUGACUUUGUCGGAAACAAGCGUCUGGAAUUGGCUGGUCAGCUUCUGUCACUUCUCUUUGAAGAUUUGUUCAAGAGAUUCAUGAGCGAGGUCAAGAUGUCCAUUGACAAGUUUCUGAAAAAGAACAACAGAGCAGUGCCCCUCGAUGCUGUGCACAUGAUUAGCAAUCAUGCCAACAACAUCGGAAUCGGCAUCAACCGCGCCAUCCAAACUGGUAACUGGAACGUCAAGCGUUUCAACAUGAACCGAGCCGGUGUGACGCAUGUUCUGAGCCGACUGAGCUACAUCAGCGCGCUAGGUAUGAUGACCAGAAUUAGCAGUCAGUUUGAAAAGACAAGAAAGGUGUCUGGUCCUCGUGCUCUCCAGCCUUCUCAGUGGGGUAUGCUGUGCCCAUCUGAUACUCCAGAAGGUGAAGCCUGUGGUCUCGUCAAGAAUUUGGCUCUCAUGACGCAUAUUACCACCAACGUCGAUGAGGAACCAGUGAAGCGCUGGAUCUUCACACUCGAUGUAGGUGUGCAGCCUAUCCGCAACUUCUCUGGUGCCGAGAUGCAUCGUGAAGGCUCCUUUAUUAUUCACGUCAACGGUACGCCGUUUGCUUUGACACGGUACCCAAAACGCUUCUGUGCAAAGUUCCGCACCAUGCGUCGAAAAGGUUGGAUUUCUCCCUUUGUCAGUGUCAGCAUCAACAACCAUUUCAACGCGGUACACAUUGCUACCGACGAAGGCCGUAUUUGCAGACCGUACAUUAUCGUUAAGAAUGGUGUACAAAGACUCAAAGCAGAGCACUUGAAGCUUCUUCAGCUUGGCAAGGUCACCUUUGACGACUUCCUCACCAACGGAGUGGUUGAGUACCUCGACGUCAACGAAGAAAACGACGCGCUCGUUACCAUCUACGAGCACCAAGUCACCCAAAGCACAACACAUUUGGAAAUCGAGCCCUUCACCAUCCUCGGCGCUGUUGCCGGCCUCAUCCCCUUCCCUCACCACAACCAGUCCCCCCGUAACACUUAUCAAUGCGCCAUGGGUAAGCAAGCCAUUGGAGCCAUUGCCUACAACCAGUUUAACCGCAUUGAUACCCUGCUUUACACCCUCGUUUAUCCACAGCGGCCGAUGGUCAUUACGAAAACCAUUCAACUCGUACAUUACGACAAGCUGCCGGCCGGUCAGAAUGCUACUGUCGUCGUCAUGUCAUACUCUGGUUACGAUAUCGAAGAUGCCUUAGUUCUGAACAAGGCAUCCAUCGACCGUGGCUUUGGCCGCUGCCAAGUCUUCCGAAAAUACACAACCGAGCUGCAAAAGUACCCUAACGGUCGUCGCGAACGAAUUGGCGAUCCCGUGAAUGAGAAUGACGGCGAACGACUGGUCCGAACCGCCAAACACGAGGCUUUGGAUGACGACGGCCUCGCAAGAGUCGGCCACCGAAUCAAGGCUGGCGAGGCCAUGGUCAAAAAGGAAACUCCACUGGAUCUCACCACUACCGGUAUUGGCUUGGACCGCGGACCCAGCGAGUACCGCGACUCGGCUGUAUCCUACCGUAUCCCCGACCCUGCAUACAUUGACAAAGUUAUGAUUUCGCAAACAGAAAAAGACACAACCGUCAUCAAGGUUCAAACCAGACAGACUCGUCGCCCCGAGCUUGGCGACAAGUUUUCUUCCAGACACGGUCAAAAGGGUGUCGUCGGUAUCAUUGUCGACCAGGAAGACAUGCCCUUUGCUGAUAACGGCCUAACCCCAGACAUUAUCAUGAACCCUCACGGUUUCCCGUCGCGAAUGACGGUCGGCAAGCUUCUUGAAUGUCUUACCGGAAAGGCGUCUGUUCUGGACGGCCGCAAGGACUAUGGUUUUGGUGAUGCUUUCCGCUCCCAUCCAGUUGAGGAGGUCAGUCAGGUUCUCCUGAACCACGGCUUUUCCUGGGAAGGCAAAGACUACUUCACCUCUGGUCUUACCGGCGAGCCCUUGGAAGCGUACAUCUUCAACGGCCCCAUCUACUACCAGCGCCUGAAGCACAUGGUGCAAGAUAAGAUGCAUUCUAGAUCCCGCGGUCCUCGCGCCAUCCUGACUCGUCAGCCGACAGAAGGUCGUUCGCGAGACGGUGGUCUGCGUCUGGGUGAAAUGGAACGUGAUUGUUUGAUCGCGUAUGGUGCUUCUCAGCUACUUCUUGAGCGUCUGAUGAUUAGCUCUGAUGGUGUCGUUAUUGAUAUCUGCCAGCAGUGUGGUCUAUUUGGCUACAAGGGCUACUGCCAGACUUGCAAGAGUACCCGCGAAGUAACCAAGAUGACUAUGCCCUACGCUGCCAAGCUCCUCGUACAGGAACUCAUCAGUAUGAAUGUCGGCGUGCGACUGCAGCUCGAGGAUGAGUUCCCUCAUCCGAAAUGAAGAAAUGUAAAUAUACUUGUAACGGAAUAAAUAGAUGCUCAAUAUAACGUCAUAAAAAUGAUUUCUUCUCUUUAAAACUCAGAGUCAUUAUGAGUCGUGCCGUAAUUGUUUAUACAUGUUUCAACGCGCCAUCUAUCUACAUUGUAUGCGCUCUAAGUAUUAUACAAGAAGGAUGGGGUAUACCAACAUAAGAGUCUAGCCACAUCAUGCCGCCUGUUCUGCCUUCACUGGCCGGUGGACCGCCUUUAGUCCGGCAGCUGUGACUUCGAAUUCGGUAGCGUCUGAAAUUCCCUGGCCAGAAGCGCCAGCGUGCGGUGCAAAGAUGACCUUCAUCCACCUCCGCCAUGAUUUCAGUGUUGGCGCAAGAUCAGCAUCGUCAUCGUCGCCCGCUUGCAACGGGGCAGCGACGCGUCUGGGUCGACCAUAUACAGGCCGCUUGAACAACGCUACACGGCACGAUAUCUGCGUAGACCAUACCAAUCCCAAGCUAGGCGUCUUUAGCGAGUGCGAGGAGUAAGGUUCGUCACCCCAGCCUGUGAACCAUCGUUGUUGGUGGUCCAGAUGCAGCGUUGGAGGAACAACCUCCUCUUCUGAUGGGGGAAACGGCAUAGAUGAGCUCGGUGUGCUUGAAAAUGUUGAUGGCGGGGGCAUCGGAUUGCUCCUGGAAGCCAAUGGACUCUCCGGUGGUACCAUUGGAUUCAUUCUAGGCGGAGCAUGCCGCAGCAUAUUGGUCGACGGCCCCGAGUCGAACCUGUCUGCCACCUGGUUCGCAACAACGACAGCCAGGCCAUGGAUUCUCGCCAAAUCACGGAGUACUGCGCCAAGUUUGACAAGCUGCGCGCUUCUUGCAGCCAUUACUGAUCCUCUUGAGCCCUUAUGCUCGAAUUCGGCGCGGUAGUUGGCAGCCACCGAGUCCAGAAUGAUCAGGCCAACAUUGUGUCGCUCAACCAGGACUGGAACCUGGUAUUCGAUAAUAUGGUCUUGGGAUUCGAGGUCCGGUGUGAUAGUACUAAGUAUAUUGUCGAGUGACGGCUUUGCGCCACCCUCGAGGUCCUUCAACAAGGGGUGGUUGGCGAGCAUCUGCGCAAGCCGACGCGUGGCCAAGCUAGAUUCCGUCGAGAUGUAGAGGGCGUUCUUUCCGAGCCCGCGAGGCUGGGGAAGCUGUACAGCUAAGCUGAGCGAGAGCAAGAACUGUGUCUUUGCAGCACCGCUUUCGCCGGCAAAUUCUGAAAUGCACCCGACGGGGAUCCCGCCACCGAGAGCCGCGUCCAACUCAUCGUCCAGUGUGCUUAUUACGCUUGGUUUCGGUAGCUCUUGCUCUGCCGAGCCAGCGGUAUCGCCUAAAAAGUCUGUAUCGACGGUGACAUCAUCAGAUAGUGAUACUUGGAUCGCAGCUAUAAAUCGUUUGAGGUCGAGCAACGGCACACGUGUCUGUUUGGCGAUAUCGGCGGGGUGGAGGGCGAGGAGGUCAGUUGUCGAGAAGUUGUGCUGCUCAACAGCAUUUAGUAUUUUCGCAAACGGUCCGGCAGGGAAUGAGGGUAUGAUAUGAAGCAAGUCGGUCAUUUAUCGUCGUCUGCCGCGUCAUUAAAGGCAGCAAUGGAGUUGUGGUUUCGUUUGUGGCAGAAGUGAUGUGUAGGAGCCAAGUCGCGAUGUGGCCAAUGCAGCAGUACCUGGUUGUUCCUUGACGCGUUUUAUAUCAUUUUCUGGUGUGUUUGGUCGCGUAUGGCAAAUUAAGGGUGUUGUUAUUUCUUCUCUUUCGUUAUUUGGCCCUCAGUGCAUUGAAGUUACUUUGAAU